UAUAAAUUCUCACCCCAGCCACGUUGCUUUUUAUCCAAUUUUCCCUCACUUUCUCGAGGAAAACCCACCAUGGCAGAGUGGACCCACCUCCCAAAAGAUCUCAUAGAACUCAUCUCCAAAUGCCUAGACACCUCCACAGACCUCCUCCGUUUCCGUUCCGUCUGCAAUUCAUGGCGAUCCUCAAUCCCUCCGAAAUCACCCCGUUUAUCAUCAAACACCUUCAAGAUCCUCCCAAAUGACGGUAUCUCUCACACCUCUUUUGGGUUUUCUCUGUUCAAGCGAAGUAUAUUCCUCGUUGGGUUGCCGAAUUCCCAUAGCCAGACAGACCCACAAGGCUGGCUUGUCAAAAUCGAAGAAGAUGUGCCUGGUAAAAAACACUUGUUUGAUCCUUUAUCACGGUGCAGGUCAACUUCUUUGCCUAAUAGUCUUCCUCGUGUUUUAGAUUUAAUGAAUUUGAGAAUUCGUGAAUUGGGUCAUGAAUAUGUUCUGCAUCAUGUUAGUUACAAGCCCAAUUCGUCGAGUUUUACUGAUGCUGGUAAUUUAUAUAUGGAGAAAGUUGUAAUGAUUUGGUUAAAUUGCGAAACCGAGUUUGUUUUGUUAACAAUUCAUGUUUCUGGGAAGUUGGCUAUGUUUAAGAGUGGUGAUAAGAGAUGGACUAUUAUUAAUGAAAUGCCAUCGCCUUUCGAUGAUGUUAUUGUUUUUAAAGGGAUGUUUUAUGCCGUGGAUAAUACCGGCAGGACUGUGGUUGUUGCGUUGGAUACAGAUUUGGGUUUGGCUGGGGAUCCCGUUUUUGGUGGGGACAAGAAAUAUUUGGUUGAGUCGAAGGGGGAUUUGUUGCUGGUUGAUAUGUAUUUGAGUAUUGAUACUGAUGAAGGGUUGAGCAUUGGCAGCGAUGUUGUGCAGGAUCUUGUUCAGUAUAUGAGUGAGAGGACGGUUCGGUUUAAGGUUUUUAAGUUGAAUGAAGCGGGGAAGAGUUGGAUCGAGGUGAAGAAUUUGGAAGAUCGAGUGUUGUUUCUAGGUGAUGAUUCCACGUUUUCUGCAUCGGCUUCUGAGCUUUCUGGUUGCAAGGGCAAUUGUAUAUUUUUUGAGGAUAAUUUCUUUUAUUCGAGAGAGGAAGGAGAUGAUGGAUCAAUGAUUGGUCGUGAUAUAGGUGUGUUUGAAUUGGAGAGUGGUUGUAUAGGACCUUUAAGGAAUUUUCCUGAUUACUCCAAGAUGUUCUGGCCACCUCCUGAUUGGGUUGCUUCAACUUCAUUGGAAGUGCAGAAUCAAAACCAACUGGAAGAGCUGUUGAUAGAGAAGUGAAUAAUACUUGUCCUUUUCAUGGCCACUCUGAUAAAAUAUCGGCAGAGCUUGGUGCUUGUAUACCUGUCCAUUAAUGUACUUACUUGAUGACUCGAGGAGGUUUAGAGGUGAAGCGAUGAGCUGAAGUUUCCAGUGAUAUUUGAGAAGUUUACUCAGUUAUAGCUUUCACGUUCUCUGUGAAUACCAAAAUGUUUAAGACAUUUGAGCCUUCUAUCUUAUGUUAGUUGAGAGCUAGGCAAUAGCUUUUGUUCAGUCUAGCAAGUGGAUGAAAUCUCCUCACCAAAAGGUUGCCUGAUUAAUUUGAGUGGUAACCCAUUGCAAUCAGAUCGUGGAGGGUGCGAAGCUGGUUGUUUGCGGGAGCGCUCCUGUAGUUUCCAUUUAUUGCCUUGAGUAGAAAGAUCCAAAUGACGCUGGAUUCAGAACUAAUCGUUUUUGUUUUCUGUAAACGAGUGCUGUUGACUACCCUUCUUUUUAUUUUCGUUAUUAUUAUUAUUAUAAUUAAUCUUCAG
Populus euphratica (Euphrates poplar) is the source of this 1811-nucleotide messenger RNA. Its product is annotated as F-box protein SKIP23-like. The transcript has 2 exons. The record is from RefSeq and is a predicted model, not a curated record. Gene Ontology annotation, molecular function: protein binding. NCBI's taxonomy places the organism in Eukaryota, Viridiplantae, Streptophyta, Magnoliopsida, Malpighiales, Salicaceae. Bases 70 to 1302 code for a protein of 410 amino acids.